Molecule: messenger RNA, 477 nt
Organism: Saprolegnia parasitica CBS 223.65
Lineage: Eukaryota; Oomycota; Saprolegniomycetes; Saprolegniales; Saprolegniaceae
Exons: 2
Coding region: 1-477 (158 amino acids)
Source: RefSeq, a predicted model, not a curated record
AUGGCGCUGCUGGCUCCCUUUUCGUGCGCCGAGCUCGCGUUUCUCGUCGAUGUUCUCUCGGACGCCUCCGAGCUGCCUACUCCCGUGCUCUGGCAGCGCGGGUAUUGUGUGCUCCACGGCAACCGGCGCCGCUGCAACAUGGCGGGCUGCGACCGCGGACCCCAAACGGGUGGCUACUGCAUUCGCCACGGCGGAGGUCGACGGUGCCAACACGGUGACUGCAACAGGGCAGCUCAGACGAUGGGCCUCUGUAAAGCGCAUGGCGGCGGUACCCGAUGCGCCUUUGUCGGCUGCACCAAGAGCUCCCAGAGCGGCGGCUACUGCCGGCGGCAUGGCGGCGGCAAACAGUGCGCCGUACAAGGGUGUACACGCGGUGUCCAGAAGCGCCAACACUGCUUUCUCCACCGCAACUGCGUGGUCGAGAGCUCGGGUUCCACCCGUUCCAAGCAGAGAAACACAAAGUGUGCGCUAACGUGA